Molecule: messenger RNA, 2376 nt
Organism: Fusarium redolens
Lineage: Eukaryota; Fungi; Ascomycota; Sordariomycetes; Hypocreales; Nectriaceae
Product: fungal-specific transcription factor domain-containing protein
Exons: 3
Coding region: 200-2341 (713 amino acids)
Biological process (GO): positive regulation of transcription by RNA polymerase II
Cellular component (GO): nucleus
Molecular function (GO): transcription cis-regulatory region binding; DNA-binding transcription factor activity, RNA polymerase II-specific; zinc ion binding
Source: RefSeq, a predicted model, not a curated record
CUUCGCCACGAUAAGCAGUAAAGUUAACGUAACCCCACCUCGCGGAAACAUUCCCUUUUCACUUCCUCCUCGACAACACAAUAACGCAACUUCCCCCGGGGUCAAUAUCCUUCAUCAGAAGAAGCAAUUGGCCCAAGACCCAAACCAUCUUAUUCUAUAUCAUCUCAUUCAAUCGUGUUUCUCCACUUUCCUAUCUAAAAUGCCCAAAAAAGUCGAACGAACACGGACCUUCACAGGCUGUCGAACAUGUCGUUCGCGCCACGCAAAAUGCGACGAGGCUCAGCCUGAAUGUGGAACUUGUCAGCGAUUGGGGCUGGUUUGUGGAGGGUAUGGAGCACGGUUGUUUUGGAUUAGGGAUGAUGCUGUCAGGCCUGAGUUGCAGCAGAGUCAUCGGGGCUCGGAGUAUCGGUAUCCACUUUUCUCCGAGAGUGAAAGGAGGUUGAUGAGUGAUGAGUUAAAGGGGAGUUUGGGGAAAAGAACGGCGCUGGCGUUGUUGGCGGAUAUAGAUUCUGCGUGUGAGAAGAGCGAUGUUGGAGAUGCGUUGAUGAAAGGUCCUUUUGGGGUCUUUCAGUCUGUUGAAGAGAAAGAGUUGACGGUGGAUACGAUUGAGUGUUCUCCGGAUACUAACACUGAUAAUACGUCUACGAGCAUGUAUGCCGAGACUGAUGGCUUCAUUGAGGAGAUUCAGCGAGCAGAUUGGCCGGAUCAACUUCCCGAGGAUGACCUGGACAUCUUUACGGCCUCUUUGGAUCCUAACUUUAACAUGAAUGCUGAGGAAUUGACAGCGGGUGAUCAGAUACACUUGCAUGACCCUAUGGCCAACUUCUUUGUCGAUGAUCCAAUGGGGGCUGAAGGACUGGCACUCUUCAGUCCGGGCUUCAUAUCGCAAGUUAUGGGUACCGAUAAUGCUACGCUUACAGAGGAAAAUAUUGGCCCGGAACUACAAGCGUCAAUGAACGAAUUAGUUCCAUAUCCAAGAACCAUCGCAAGCCAUUCUGGACUCCCCGAAGAAGCAGAGCCACUACUCAGGCACUACAGACAACACAUCGCUGGCCAACGGUCAACCAUGCAAGCGAAAAGGAAAUCUCCUUGGGAGAUCAUCUUUCUCCCUUGCGCCCUCGAGACAUUCGCCGAAUUAUCACUAUGGAAUGAAGCUUCCCACACCCGCUCUUCUAUCUUUUAUACCCUGCUUGCUCAUAGUGCACUGCAACUUCACAUGUCGAAGGCACCAAGUUCUCUAUCGGCAGAUUGGAAAGAAAUUGGAUUGAAGAACCAUGAACGAGCACAGAAUCAUCUUCGACAGGCGCUGCAGCAUGAGAUGUUUGGGCCGAGGCAGGCGAGUUAUAAGGAGCUCUUGAUGGCUAUUCUAGCUAUGGCGAUGACUUCGUUACACAAUGGGGCUCGUGCAUUCCGCAUCUUUCUCCUCGAUGCGGAAAGACUCAUCCGUCUUCGCGGUCUAGCCAACCAAGCCCAAAAUCCCUUCAAAUCUCGUCUUUUGCACCAUAUGUAUACUCAUCUCCGUGUUAUCGCAGAGAGUAUAUCACUUUGGAGCGAACCUCUCCCCGAAAGCUCCUCUGAGAUCCAAGGUCGUGAGCAAUUUCGAACAUUCCGUAUUACAGAAGAGGGUUUGAACAUAGGUCUUGAUCCCGCUCAAGAAAAGACCGAUGAGCUUGGGUAUAAUGACAUCCAUCUUGAAGUCCAAGGGCGCUGGACUCAGACUCUUUAUCCGGUUAUAUAUGGGAUACCCGAAUCUCUUAUGACGCUAUUGUCACAGACUGUCUCGUUGUCCAAUGAAAAGAAUCGCCUGGAAUCUGUCGCGCGUUGCAACCCUUCUAUCUCAGAAGCCCUCUCAAAACACACCAAAACCCUUGAAAACAGAAUCUGGGCCUGGCCGUCAACUCUCGAUCCCACCGAACCCGUCAAAAUGCCCACAGGCGACGAAGAUCUCGUCCGCCACCCCCAAGUCCGCUCCAUGACCCUCGCAAUCCACCAAGCUUUGGUUAUUUACUUCUACCGAAGAGUCUACGACAUGAACGCCAUGAUCUUACAAGACCUUGUUCGGAAGACAUUGGAGUAUCUUGAGCCGUGUUUGAGUGAGUUGAUCGAUGAUCAGGAUUUCGCUACGAGCUUGGCGUGGCCUGCUUUUGUGGCCGCCUGUGAAGCUGUGAGUCCGGAUUUGCAGGAACGAGCGUUGAAGUGUCUGGGCGUUACGGAUGAUAAGGGGGUUUAUUUUACGAAUAGGCCGGCGGGGAUAGUUGUGCCGCUGAUUUGGGAGAGGAGGAAGCAAUCUGGGGAUUGGACUACGAGUUGGCAGAGUCUUGUGCAGGAAAGUCUAGCGUAGAACACAAUGCCCUUCUUCUGAUAAUGAAAUUUCAC